Molecule: messenger RNA, 1317 nt
Organism: Exaiptasia diaphana
Lineage: Eukaryota; Metazoa; Cnidaria; Anthozoa; Actiniaria; Aiptasiidae
Exons: 3
Coding region: 154-753 (199 amino acids)
Source: RefSeq, a predicted model, not a curated record
ACGUCAUCCAAAAUCACCUAUGUGUCUCUCGAACUAAUUUCCUAUGGCUAGAUGUUUUUGUUGCAAUUGGAGUCUUUAGUGGUAUUGAAACAGUUCAAUUAAUGGUUUAGGAUCCGUCUUCCUGAUUAAGGAAAGAGAAUCAGUUUUCYAACCAUGAAAACAAAAUUGACAUUUGAAKAUAUUGUGCGAGCUGUUAYUGGUUUGCUUUGGGCUCUUCUMUUUCAAACAACUUCCAAAGCUGCAAAAUGUCACGUAUCGAUUAGCGGGAUUGCUCUUCGUGGUCAAACCGUGUCCUCUCUAUCCGCCGUGGAYAUUCUUGUCUGCUYCACGAAUUGCGAGAAAACGCCAGGCUGUCGAAGUGUAAACUACUACCUGAGGCGAUCGCUUUGCGAGCUAAACAACGGGACCAUUGAAAAGUAUCCUUUUAUGAAAGUCCAGGAUGGGGAUUCAACAUACUUCCAGAUACUUAAACCACUCCAAAUAUGGUCAUCCUGGAGUUCUUGGGAGCCAUGUGACUGUGGCAURACCACGCGUACCAGGACCUGUAAAAUAGACGCAUGUGAGGGGACCAGCCUGGAGAAAAAAAAUUGCAAUAUGGUGCAUACAACUAUCACAUCAAAGGAAGGAAAGCCGUGUGCUCUUCCAUUCAAAUACAAAGGUGUGUGUUAUAAGGCUUGUACAGACGUGGAUUGGAGUGCUAAAUGGUGUUCGUAUCAUACUGUGUACCAGGGCAGCUGGGGAUACUGCCCAUAAAUCCACUGAACUCUAAAAAGUACAUAAUAAGGUUUGGAUAAUUUGUGGCACCAACAAUCACAAAAUUUGAAUGCGUUGGUCAAGUCUUGCCUAUCAAAGUAGGAUCCUAAAUGCUUUUAUUAGAAAAUCGAGGACUGUCUGGUUUCUGCAUGGAUAGUUAUCGACUAAAUUUGUAAAUAUUUGAGUAGCAUCAACAAUCACAAAUUUUGAAUGCGMUGGUCAAGUCUUGCYCAUUAAAGUAGCAUCGAUCCUGAAWGUUUUUCUAAGAAAAUCUAGGRCUCUCUGAUUUMUGCAUGGACAGUGAUCGACUAAAUUUGUAGAUAUUGUGAAUAAUAAGAUCAAAGAUAAGUAAAAAAUAAAUAAAGCAAAUAAUAUUGUAAAUAGAAGAAUAAAGCCAGUUUAAACCUGUCUCAUCUCAAGAAACAAAGAACGAAUACAUAAACACUGCGAUAAUACAGCUAUUUGCAAUAAUUCUGAUCCACCUACCUUAAUAAACCUUAGCCUGUGUACAUCCGUUUCUCACCCCUCCAAAAAAAUAGGGAGGGGCGAGAAACGGAUGUACAC